Culex quinquefasciatus (southern house mosquito) is the source of this 1239-nucleotide messenger RNA. Its product is annotated as pyridoxal phosphate phosphatase. NCBI's taxonomy places the organism in Eukaryota, Metazoa, Arthropoda, Insecta, Diptera, Culicidae. The coding region runs from base 89 to 1066 and encodes 325 amino acids. Gene Ontology annotation, molecular function: phosphatase activity. Gene Ontology annotation, cellular component: cytoplasm. The record is from RefSeq and is a predicted model, not a curated record. The transcript has 2 exons.
ACCCGGCAUCAGUCAUCGUCCUGCAGCGAGACAAACAACACGUGCUUGGUUCAGUUUAAAACAAAAAGUGUUCUAACAAGACUUCACUAUGAUCGUAGACAAGAGCAAGAUUCGUCACCUGUUGGACCUGUCCAUCUCGGAGAAGCGCACCUUCCUCAACUCCUUCGACACGAUCCUGUCCGAUUGUGACGGCGUCGUGUGGAACUUCACCGGUCCCAUCCCGGACGUGGACCAGGCGCUACAGCUGCUGAAGCACCAGGGCAAACAGGUGGCCUUCAUCUCGAACAACGGCAUGCGAACCAUGGCCGAGUACAAGCACAAGUUCCACCAGCUCGGGCUGGACGUGCAGCAGCGUGACAUUGUCCACCCGGCGUUGACCACGGUGCGGUACCUCAAGUCGGUCAAAAUGCAGGACGCGGUCUACUGCAUCGGAACGGAGAUCUUCAAGGACUACCUGCGGGAUGCCGGCUUCAACGUGCUCGACGGUCCCCACGAACCCAUCCCGGACAACCGGGAAACGAACGGCGUCCGCGUGUUCCAGGAAUUCUUCACCGAAACCACCAGCCCCAAGGUCGGUGCCGUCGUGAUGGACAUCGACGUCAACAUCUCGCUGGCGCACCUCAUGAAGGCCAAGUGCUACCUGCAGCGGAAUCCGGAUUGUCUGUUGAUUGCUGGCGCGACCGACUACAUCGUUCCGCUGGACACCAGCAUGGACGUGGUCGGACCGGGUUACUUUAUCGAAGUGCUGGAGCGGUCCAGCGGGCGGAAGGCACUGGUGUUGGGCAAACCGGGCCAGGCGUUGGCCGACUUUAUCCUGGACCAGUUCAACGUGACGCGGCCCGAGCGGACACUCUUCGUCGGAGAUAUGCUGCCACAGGACAUGGGCUUCGGCACGCGGUGUGGCUUCCAGAAGCUGCUGAUGCUAAGCGGCGGCACCACCCUCGAGAUGAUGCUCGCGCACCAAAAGCCGGAAGAGCUGCCCCACUACUACGCCGACUCGUACGCGGACUUUAUCCAGCUGUACAAGGAGGUGGCCGAGGCGGACCGCAAGAAGAAGAAGAUUUGAGGGCGCUCGCUCCGAGGCGGUGGAGACUGAUGGGACGUGAUAUCUGGGAACAGUUUUCUUCGGAGAAGAGGUUUGACUAUUUUUUUCGCGGGAAGGUUCCCAAAACUUUAUCUUAAGAUUUUAGUGGUAAGAAGUUAGAUGUAAACAAUAAAGUCACUAUGAAUUUGUAAAAA